Molecule: messenger RNA, 1297 nt
Organism: Daktulosphaira vitifoliae (grape phylloxera)
Lineage: Eukaryota; Metazoa; Arthropoda; Insecta; Hemiptera; Phylloxeridae
Product: UPF0598 protein CG30010
Exons: 4
Coding region: 533-1225 (230 amino acids)
Source: RefSeq, a predicted model, not a curated record
GUAAAUAAUAUAAUUAUUACUUAAAAAUUAUGCCGAGCAUUGAUGUCAUAUCAGAAUUACCAAUUCAAAAAUUGCACGAUUUUAAAACGCAUUUGGCAGCGGUCAUUUCGCCAAUCGUACACAAUUGCACAAAAACACAAGGCGAUGCACAUGCGCGUACUACGACGCAAAUGCGGACUACGAUCUUAUUCAUUUUACUAUGGUAUAACAAGGUUGAUAAGCAGGAGAACAAGUAUAAUUAGUGAAACUUAAUUCGCUAGAAAAUCUACCUUGCUAUUACAUUCUUUUAUAUUGAUUUAUAAAAUAGAACAUAUAAUUACAAUAUUUCUGUAGUCUUAUGCGUAGAACAAUUUUUAAUAAAUCAAUUGCUCGCAUCUAUAUCUUUCAAUUACUAAAAUAAUCAACUUUUUUUCUCUUCACUCUUUAAAUUAUUGUCUAUAUAUAUUUUGUAUUUUUCAGUUAAUACUGAAAAAUGUAUUCUAGUAUAAUUUAAUAUGUUGAAUAACUAAUUGUGAUAAUUUAUUAUUAAAGUAUGAUCAGUAUACUUUCUAAACUUAAUUAUAUACAAAAUGGUUUUCUUUGGGUGCAAUCAAAAAAUUAUUGCCAUACAAUCAAAUAUGUACAAGGGCAGUCACCUGAGAAAAAUAUCAGAGAAUAUUUUUAUUUUAUAGACCACCAAGGAAUGAUAACAUUUUUUAGGAAGUUGUUUAAUCCACAAGGAAUAAUUUCAACAAUAUUUUAUCUCUUUUUGGAUGAUAGUAAAAUGAAAAAUUUCACGUCAGCGUAUAAAGAAAUUGAUUUUUUGGUUUUUUUUUUUAAACGUCUUAAAAAAAAUACAACCAACCGAUUUACCGAACAAUUUCCCUGGAUAUCUUUAUGUGGAAGAGAGCGCAAUUAUAUCCGAUGCGAUGAUCUCCCAAUUGUGUUUACCCACAUAAUCAAAAAUGAAGUUGGCUUUUUUUUUAGUCACAACCAUGCUGGUCAAAAAUUGAUUAUUCCAUUUGAACCUAGAAAAAUUUGGAUGGAUGUUGAAAAUGGUAGAGUUUAUCAUCCAGCAAGUGAACAAUUUGGUUCAAUUGGCUUAGUAUCAUCUAAAGCUGCAAUAGAUUUAAGUAAAAGAUUUGUGUAUGCCGAUGAAGAUCUAUUAAUUCCAACCCAAUUUAUGUGGGACGGUAAAAAACAUAUUUUAGAUAGUGAGUGGAUAAAGAAUGUAAAAACUGAAUAAGUAUAUCAUUAUGUUAUAUAGUUGUAGAUUAUUAUUUUUUAAAUAAAUAUGUGGAUUAACAGGCAAUAUGUA